GAAUGUGUCCACACUUUUCAAAUUAAAUUAUUUUGUUUAGCAGUUAAUCGUAUUUCAACAAAUUACUUCAAAAAGAAUAUGCUGAUUUUCUUGAAUGUUUAUCUCAACCAAAAUACAAAAUGAUUCAUGUUCUCAUAUAAUGAUUCAAAAGAGGAUUACACGGUAUAAUUUCGUCAAACAUAAAUUUAAACUCCAAUUUGAAGACAAUGUUUUAAUUAAUAUUACUAUUAUAUUUUAGUGUAAGAUUUUAUUAAUUAAUAUUACUAUAAUAUUUUAAUAUAUGUGCUAGUUAUUUAUAAAAGUUUUAUAUAUUUCUAUUUAUUAUGACAAAUAUAAAGAUUAUAGUGUAAAUUACACCUAAUUUUGAAAGUUAAAUUUGAAGUUUUUGAAACUUCAAAUAUAGAAUUUUGCAAAAUCUAAAAUAGAAAGUUUUUUUGGAGAUGCUUUUAGAAAAGAAUGAAACUCAACUCCAACAGAAUCCAACUUAGAAAUUUUAAAUAUUUAUAUUUAUAUUUUUUAAGAAUUUUAUUCAGGUACUAUGGAUAAUAUUGCUCUAACUGAUAUCUCUUACUGGACAAUCUGUGGACAUAACAUAUUAGGAUUGAUAUUUUUACUGAUAUAAAUAAAUAAAUAAAACAAAGAUCUUCUACUCGACGAAGAUUAGAUCGCUGUGUCACAAGUCAAUACUCUUUAAAGGAAAAUAGUCAAUCUUGUGUUGACCUACAUUGAGGAGCAAUAUAACGUGUCCUGCUCUUUUUUUUGUUUUUUUUUUUUGACUAAAUUUGAUGCAUUAAAAUAAAAGUAACCAAGGUUUACAAUUGUUCGAUAAUAACAUCUUACAAUUGAGAAAAUAUAUAUCUGAAACAGAUAUAUGAGAAAUUAUAGAAGAAGUUACAAAGUAACUUAGUAGUUGGUUAAGAUGAGAGUUUUCCAAUGCAUGCACGGAGCAUGAUGACAGAAACCUGAGAUUUAGAGGCAUUUAAAAUGGAGGUCUAUGAUCUCUUUGACCGCCACGACCGCCACGACUGUCAAUGGCAGAAGUGUGUAUUUUGAGUCAAGGACGAUGAUAGGAAAAUUUCCCAACUGUCAAUGGCAGAAAAUAACAAAUACAGAUCAUUUGCUUGACUAGAGUCUAGAGAGAAUAUUAUCUUUCUCAUUUGUGACACAUUCUAUACAGAGAAGAGGAACACAUACCAAAAUCUUCUUCCGUGAGAUAAAUUUGUCAAAAAAGUUCAUGGCUAUAUACGAGGCAGAUACACCAAUGGUGGUAUUGUUCUGCAGAGAAAAGCCCAAAUUGUAGGUAGAUUUUUUGACCUAACUCAAUAAUCACAGACAAUUCGCUUGAAAGAGAAGCCAUUUUGACAAAAGAAAACUAAUCGAUACUACAAGUGAAACUCAAGAACACAACUUACUCCAAACAUGGUGUGAAUAGCUGCUUCCCAAAUCCGUAAGUUCAUUCAAUCCUUGUAAAAGUUUGCCAAUGCCAUGUUCCACCUUCAUAUAUUCCUCGAGCUUGAGCUUGCCAAUUAUUUCCAUGGGAAAAUAAGGAUCAUAUCGAGACAUUAACUCAAAUUAACCCCAAAACUAAACAUCAAGCUCAACAUAAAUAAAAAAACGUUCUUAAAUCAAAAUUUUGAUGAAAACAGUAAAAAAAGUUCUAAAAUAAACAAAGCAAGAACAAUUUUUAGCUCCUUGGUUUGUUGUUUUAUGCUAUUAGUGAGCAUAUAUUUUUAGCUCUUAUAUUUCAGAUUACUAAUACUCAUCAUUUACAUUAGAUUACUUUGUUCCACCUUAUUUUUUCCAUGAUAAGUAUGAUCAUCUUUUCUACAUUUGUUUAUCCUAUUAAAUUGAAAUGCAUAGAUAUUUUUUUGUUUUUAUGAUCCUUUUAAAAGAUUUCAUAUGGACUCUAACGGUUCUAAUAAUCUGAAUCUUUCUUGUUCUAGUGGAAAAAUCCUAAAACUUAAAAAAAUGACCAAAUUUAAUUUUAAAAAAUAACAAUAAUCUUUAAAAUUUCAAAUAGAGACAUUUUUAGUUUUCCUUACGAAAUCAAAUAGUUAUUUUAUACUUUUUAGUUAUUUAACAAUUAUUCAAAUACCAUGAUAGAUGAAGAAGUAUUCUCAUGUGUCUAAUUUAAGUUUUUUUCACUAGAACAAGAAAGAUUCAUAUCAUUAGAAUCCAUAUGAUAUAUUUUAAAAGGGUCAUGAUAAAACAAAAAUAUCUAUUCAUUUCAACUUAAUAGGAUAAAAAAAUGUACAAAAGAUGAUCAGACUUAUCAUGGAAAAAAUAUGGUGGAACAAUGUAAUCUAAUGUAAAUGAUGAGUAUUGGUAAUCUUAAAUUUAAGAAGAAAUAAAUCAUAUGCUCACUAUUAGCAGGUGGAUUACAAUUGGGCCUAUAAUAUUCUAGAAAAUCAAUUAACAUGUUAAGAAGUUUACAAUAUAUACUCUCCCUUUUCUAUAUCGUUUAGUAAGAAGUUUUGGCAAUAAAUUAUAUUUUAAAUAAUAUCUAAUAUAUCAUUAACUUUUUACACAACAUUGGUUUCACUUUGAAAUUUAUAGAUAGAACUUUACGUGUAUUAUAUUUAACUUCAAUGCUUGGGGAUAUUUGAAUCUAUACCAAAGAGAGCAGUUAAAGUAAUAACACUUAGUCAGAGCAUUUGCUUCUAACUCGGUGUUUAAGUCAAGAGUAAAUCGGUGAAUAACAUCUGUCCGUCUUCUAGAAGAGUGAUUGUUGAAGGAUAUCUGGUGAAUAAUCUCGUCAUUUGUAAUCACAUCUACAAUUCUAUCUUCUUUCUCAAGCAGCAGCUUCGAUUGUAAUAUCGCUUCCUCUUAAAUAAUAUAUUAUUUAAUAAAAAUAUUUAAAUAUUUAGUAUGAUCGUGUUAUUUGUUUUCUCAUCAGAUUUUGUUAGAACUAAAAAUAAAUUUUAUAUUAUAAUUAAAAUUGAUUUAUUAUUAAUAUCUUUACUGAUUAUAAAAAAUAUAUAUAUUUGACUUAUUAAUGUAUAUAAUUAAAUAUUUCAUAUUAUAUAAUUAGUUGGUCAUGUUAUGACUUGUCAACAAUAGAUAAAAAAUAUUUAUCUAAAUUAAUAGAAUAUAUAAUGUUUCUAUUUUAAUAUAAUAUGGAAUAUAAUUAUAAAAUUUGUAAAAAAAGAAUAUAAUUUUUGUGUUAUAAUAACAUUUUAUUUAACAUUAAUUUAUAAUAAUAUAAUCUUACUAAUUAACAAAAUAAUUAAUAUAUUAUUUAAUAAAAAAUGAUCCUAUUAGAUAUUUUCUCAAUAGAUUUGGUUAGAACUAAAAAUAAAAAUUUAAGUUAUAGUUAAAAUUUACUUAUUAUUAAUAUAUUAUUGAUUACUAAAAUUUUAUAGAAAUUUUAUAUAUAUGACUUAUUAAUGUAAAUAAUUAAAUAUUUCAUAUUAUAUAAUUAGAAGGUCAUAUUAUGACUUGUCAACAGUAGAUAAAACAUAUGACUCUAAAUUAAUAGAAUAGAUAUAGAGUGUAGCUAUAAAAUUUGAAAAAAUAGAAUAUCAUCUUUUUUAUAUAAUAACAUAUUAUUUAACAUUAAUUUAUAAUAAUAUAAUAUUACUAAUUACCAAAUUAAUUAAUAUAUUAUUUAAUAAAAAUAUGAUCCUAAUAUAUAUAUUUUCUCAAUAUAUUUUGUUAGAACUAAAAAUAAAUUUUAAAUUAUUGUUAAACUUGAUUUAUUAUUAACAUCUUUAUUUAUUAUUCAAAUUUAUAGAAAUGUUAUAUAUUUUACUUAUUAAUGUAAAUAAUUAAGUAUUUUAUAUUGUAAUUAGAUGGUCCUAUUAUGACUAGUCAACAGUAAAUAAAAAAUAAGACUGUAUGUUAAUAGAAUAGAUGUUGUCGUUUUUUUGUUCUGAAGAAGAAAUGUAUAUUUUGAGUUAAAGACGAUGAUAGAUAUUUAAAUAGUUUAUGAAAGUUUUGGAAUUGUCAAUGGCAAAAAAGAACAGAUACAGAUCAUUUGCUUGACUAGAGAUUGUAUUAUCUUUCUCAUUUUGACACAUUCUAUAUACUUUACGUUUAUUGUUAGAUGAUACGCAGAAUUCGUUGAAUUUGAUAUUUCUUUCCAAAUCUUAAUACAGUGAUAAAAUCAUAAUUUGUUAAAUUAUGUGAUAUCUUUGAAGGAAAUCGUGUAUAAAUAUUGACGCUUUUCUCUGUCACUUAAGUUAUCUUGUUUACAUCUCAUUUUCAGUGAUUAACCAAACACUUUAAGCUAUAAUAUUUUCGUUAUGAUGUCCAAAAUGUUAGUGGCAUUUGUGUUCACUUGUCAAUUUUAUGUUGGUUCUGCUCAACAAUUAACAGUUUCAGCACUUUUCGCUUUUGGAGACUCAAUAUUAGAUACUGGCAACAAUAAUCUUCUUGCAACUCUUACCAAGGUCAAUUUUUUUCCAUACGGCAGAGAUUUAGGUGGACUACCUACCGGGAGAUUUGGAAACGGGAGAGUUGUUUCAGAUAUGAUUGCCGAAGGGUUGGGAUUGAAGAAUCUCUUACCAGCAUAUCGCAAUCCAGCCCUCUCGAGCAACGAUCUAGUGACUGGUGUGUGUUUUGCAUCUGGUGGAUCUGGACUUGAUUCUAUCACUGCUAUGAUACAGGGGGUUAUAUCGGUGCAAGAUCAAGUGAGAGAUUUCCAAAACUACAUCACUAGACUAAACGGUGUAGUAGGAAGUCAAGAGAAAACAAAUGAAAUUAUAUCAAAUGCGGUUUAUUUAAUCUCAGCGGGGAAUAAUGAUAUUGCUAUCACAUAUUUCACUACGGUAACUAGAAGGUUACAAUACACUCUUCCAGCAUACACUGAUCUCCUAGUCACUUGGACUCGUGAUCUAAUAAAGAGUCUAUACGAUAUGGGUGCAAGAAAAUUUGCGGUUAUGGGAACACUACCGCUAGGUUGCUUACCGGGAGCAAGAAGCUCGAUUGCGAACUUAUUCAAAGUAUGUGAAGUGUUUUCAAAUCAAGCAGCUGCUAUGUUUAACCAGAAAUUAUCUGCUGAACUUGACAAUCUUGGCGCAGCAUUUCCGGGUGCCAAAUUCAUGUACAUAGAUAUGUACAAUCCUCUUAUGGGUCUCAUCAACAACCCUCAAGCUUCAGGGUUCAUUGAUGCAGCUGAUGGAUGUUGUUGUACACCAAUGUCUAUAAUGCCGUGCUUAGACGCGUCGAGUUAUGUGUUUUGGGAUAUUGCCCAUCCGACCCAGAAGUCAUACCAAACGAUCACACCAAAUAUUAUUCAAGAUAUUAAAGCAAAGCUCGCAUGAUCAAUUUCUCAAACUUUUUAGUUUGUUUUGAGUAAUACUUCAUGUUCUGUUAUUCUGUUUAACGAAAUAAUAUCUAUCAGUUGUCUCAAUCUCCAUAAUUAUUUUUCAGCGUAAUACACAUUUUGAAUGUUAAUGUUGUGUGUAGUGUUUUAUAUUAGGGUUCAGAUCUCAUUUACGGGCCUUGGAGCUUUCUGAUAAUGCUUGCUAGUAUCCUCCUGAAGAUAUAUCAACUAACAUAAAACGGUGGAUUUAACAAAUUUAAAAAAGUUACUUUUGUUAUGACUUUUUGAAGUUUGAGCAUAACUUUUCCAAAAUAUUUCAUAAUUAUUAGUAAGAUUUAUGCUAUUGUCAUUUUCUCUUCGAGUUAAUCGAUAUGCCUGCUUUGAUCAGACGGCCUUCAAAGUUAAACCACCGUAUUCAGGGAGCAUCUUUCAUGUCGAUUUUUGAUAAUACUGACAUUUUAGUUAUCUUUUUCUUACAGCUUUUGUUAUUUUGUAAAAACUCUAGAUUUAAUUCUCACUGGUCCGUAGCUGGAUUCCUUUGCCUGUCACAUGAAUCCAAAACCUCACGUGAACCUUAGUUUUAAACUAGUCCUAAUUUCAAUAAAUCUAGUGGCGAUAUUUAAAUAUUUUUUUUAGUUUUAACGUCUUCUUUUUGUAGAUUUGAAGUUUUAACAUACCCAUAGGCACGCAAAUUAAAAUCGUAAACUAAAUUAAAAUUUGAAAUUAGUAACUGCGUAAAAGUGUUUACUGUUUACCCUUAAACUUAUUGUUCAACGGAUAGAAAUAUGUUUCCUUUAAGGCACUAAGUCUUCUGACAGCCUCGUAAGAUGAGAAAAGUUUUGUCAUUAUUACAUUCCCCAAACACAUAUUCUCUGUUCUUUCGCAAUGCAAAUGGACCAUUUUCUCGGAAUUCAUGAAUCACAUUAUUGUUAAUGAAAUUGUAGACUGCAUCUCUAAAAUUAUUUAGAAUGUGUACAAAGGUAACAAAACUGUGAUUGCAGUCAAAUUCUUGAAUAAAUCCUUUUAAAUGGCAAUAAUAUACAAUUUGAUUUCUGUUUGUAAACUGUUCAGAAUAAACUCAAAUUAAUGAGUACAAGUUUUCACAUCGAAAUGAGUAAACUAAAUAAUGUUUUUUUCUAUAUUAUCUAGAAUAAACUUUCAUUAACAACUUUGUCUUAAUAACAACUACGUAUAUAUAUGCAUAUUACUGUGAUAUAGGAGUAAGAUAUUGUAUUGAUCAAAAAAAAGGAGUAAGAUAUUAUAAGCUUAAAAAAACUAAUAACAUCCAUAUAAAAGAUUAUAAUCGCUUAUUUGAAACUAUUAUUAUAUUUCAUUUCAUAAAUUGCCCUCUCCAUUUUUGAUAUUUUUAUAAACUAUUAAAAAGGACACCAUAUUUUUCUCUCUUUAUAAAGAGAAAGUCCC
Messenger RNA from Brassica rapa (field mustard), 6688 nucleotides. RefSeq names its product GDSL esterase/lipase At1g73610. NCBI's taxonomy places the organism in Eukaryota, Viridiplantae, Streptophyta, Magnoliopsida, Brassicales, Brassicaceae. Gene Ontology annotation, cellular component: extracellular region. The record is from RefSeq and is a predicted model, not a curated record. Gene Ontology annotation, molecular function: lipase activity. Gene Ontology annotation, biological process: lipid metabolic process.